Messenger RNA from Galleria mellonella (greater wax moth), 1747 nucleotides. RefSeq lists its product as uncharacterized. The transcript is spliced from 2 exons. The record is from RefSeq and is a predicted model, not a curated record. NCBI's taxonomy places the organism in Eukaryota, Metazoa, Arthropoda, Insecta, Lepidoptera, Pyralidae. Bases 325 to 1641 code for a protein of 438 amino acids.
AUUAACGUAAUAUGGUGAAAUGUCAAAAUUCAACUUUAUGUUUUGUUAUUAAAAAGUUUUAUCUUUACUUUUUUCUAAGUAAAAAAAAAAACUUUAAAUGAAGUUUAUAAAAAUUGAUAAAUAUAAAGGGAAAUACGAGUCUGAAGACCACUGGGUUAUAAGACGUGCUUUCUAAGAAAAGUGGAAAAAAUAUUUUUCUGCGGAAAGACUGAUUUGUUUUUAUCUCGAGUUUUGGUAAAUAUAACGUUCUUGGGGUUUAGUUAUCCAACACAAGUAAAGCGAGAAACGGCGUGGCUUACUACUGAGGAUCAAUUCAUUAAGAAAAUGUCAACAGUCUCAAGAGAAACAAAGCCAUUCAGCAAUUUGUCUGGUAGCAGAUUCCAUUGCAAGGGACCACUGCUGGAGAAUGGUAGUGGAAACCACAAUGGUGCCACUACCAGCAGAUGUGGAAACCUUGAGGAAUCAAACUAUGAUUUAGGAAGGAAGGUCUCAGCUCAGGCAGAUCAACUGUUGCAACCUGGCAAUAAUUCAGCAUUCUUGGACGUACAAUUCAUUAAGAAAUUACCAAGUGAGACUGUUGUUGCCAUGGGGGCUGAUGGUGUUCUAAGCCAGAGCUGGCGAUGCAAAAAAAAGAAAUUGAGUGGCUGCAAACGUCGCGAGAGGGCAAGGUUGCGGAAGGAGCAGUCAAAGGAGAAUGGUGCAGCUGAGCAAGUAAACCCGACAAGGAAGGUUGACGACAUGAAAAUUGGGAUGGUCAAUGCUAAAACUGUAGAAGGCUCUGGGUCCAGCCCGUUGAAGGCACCAUUCGUUAUAAAACUAGCCGUUAUUGCCGAAAGCUUCCCUGAACAAAUGUUGGGAGAGGAGGAGUAUUUUGCAAUCCAGGGAAUUCUAUGGAACAAACUGGAGUCAAUGCAUGAUCCUCUCCCUAAAUUCAACAUGAUGAAUGUGACAUCUGGAGCCAUUCAUAUUCAUUGUGAUGAUGAAGGUACAAAGAAUUGGCUUAAUCAAACCCUUACUGAGUCAACCGUUAAAGGUAUCAGGCUGAAACUGGUAGAUGUCAAGAAUCUUCUAAAAUCUAUCAAAAUGGCUUGGAAGUCCCGAAAUUUAGGAUGCCUGGAAGAAGAAAGAGUUUUGAAAAUGCUUCAACGCUUUCAUCCGAAACUACUAACUACUGGUUGGAAGAUAGUAAAUACCUCAGUAAGCGGUAUAUCUGUUAGACGCAUUGUGUUCAUGGACUUGGCAUCUGCUAAUUACAUAAAGAACAAUGGAUACAGGUUAUUUACUGGAGUGGAUCUCAGUCUUUUUAAACUGCUUGAUAACACUAAGAAGCUCACAGGCAAGGCUGAAGCUUCGGACUGCACAGCUUCAGUAGAGGCUGACUCGACAUCGAAGGCAGAAAAACAAAAGGCGGUGCCUACUCCAGAACUCUCAAUGAAUGGACAAGAAAUCGACUGCUAUGAAGUACCUAACUUCUGGGCGGUGCAGGAAUCGGUAGAAUCCUCUAAGAUCAUAGCUUGGAAACGUCCCGAAUUACUUGAGGAAACGUGUCCUAUCCAAGGAGAUGUAAUAGACUUGACGGAGGAUGAGAUCGAAGCGUUACGUCUGGAUGUGGUGUGGAGCGCGCGUCACAAUAGAAAUUGAUGGAAUAAGGUUUCAAUAUAUAUAUAUAUACACGACGUUCCUUUUGUACUUACAUUGAUGUAGCUCGAGAGCUACAGAUUUUUUUAUUAAAAAUAUUCUAUCAAAU